CUCAAACAAAUUUGCUUUCAACAUUAUUUCGAAAAUGGCAGUGUUCCAAACUUCAUUACUCGUAGUAGUUGCUUUGGUACUUUGUGCCUUGGUGCAAGCAAAGCCUUCAGCAAGAAUAGUUGGUGGUGCCUAUGCACAAGUUGGACAAUUUCCCCAUCAAGUUGCACUUUAUACAAAUCGUGACUUUAAAUGUGGCGGAUCUAUUGUAAGCUCACGUUACAUUUUGACAGCUGCUAGUUGUGUCAUUCGUGAUAAUGGAUCUGAAAUUUUUUCACCAAAAGAAUUGAGUGUUCGCGUUGGCAGUAUGUACCGUUUGAACGGUGGAGAAAAAGUUACAGUCAAAAAUGUUAAAGUCCAUGAAAACUACAAAAAUCAGUGGUCAAAUAACAUUGCACUAUUGGAAUUGGAAAAUGAACUUGUAUUCUCUUCCGAUGUUCAAAAAAUUGAUUUAUUCAGUGGUGAAGUGCCAACAAAUUCCAAAGUAAUCACUUCUGGAUGGGGACAAUUAUAUUACAAAGGAACCUAUCCAGAAUGGUUAAAAUUCAAUACCGUUUUUAAAAUGGAUUCAUCAGUUUGCAAAGUACUUAUUGGAUUUGGGGAUGAGUCUUUAAUGUGUCUUGGUCAUAAUUACAUGGAGGGAGCUUGUGAUGGAGAUACUGGUGGUCCAGCUAUCUACGAUGGCAAACUUGUUGGUGUUUUUAAUUUUAGUAAAGAUGGAUGUGGUGGUACUAGACCUGAUGCAUACACCACAGUUAGCUACCAUCUUGAUUGGAUAAAUUCAAAUAUGAAUUAAGACAAUUCUGUAAAAUAUUACAAAAAGUGCCCUGGUUUUUUCUUGGCAUACAAAUUAUUUGUGGAAUUUUGUUUUAAAUCUAUUUUUAUAA
Messenger RNA from Episyrphus balteatus (marmalade hoverfly), 884 nucleotides. RefSeq names its product serine protease SP24D-like. Gene Ontology annotation, biological process: proteolysis. The transcript is spliced from 2 exons. The record is from RefSeq and is a predicted model, not a curated record. NCBI's taxonomy places the organism in Eukaryota, Metazoa, Arthropoda, Insecta, Diptera, Syrphidae. The coding region runs from base 35 to 793 and encodes 252 amino acids. Gene Ontology annotation, molecular function: serine-type endopeptidase activity.